AUGGGCAUUCAAGCUACUCCUGACGAUAGAGAACAUGUUGUGAAUCGACUUGCAGUGGUAGCUGGUACAUCAACCUACCAUCCCGCCAUGUCGCACGAUGAAGUCUUCGUGCCUGGCGUUUGCGGCCCAUAUCGUGACGUCCUCCUCCCGGAUGCCUUUAUGGCUGAGGGUGGUCAGUCAGCGACAGGGGAGAUGAUACGGCAUGUACUUGAGAGCCAUCCCUCAUACCAGACUGCAAAGGAAGCGGCAGACCAGGCCGAUGCCCGGAGAGAGCAGGCAUCAUCCAUUCCGUACAUUGCACGGUACUUCUUCUACGGCGACCUCUGGGGAAAUCGGUCUCCAAUCGCAGACGCUCGCAUGACAGGGGCUGCCAUCGGACUGAGAAGCGAUAAAUCUAUUGACAGCCUCGCGCUGCACUACUACGGGGCACUGGAAUUUAUCGCGCUACAAACUCGCCAGAUUGUUGAAACAAUGAACGAGCACGGCCACCAAAUUACAUGCAUCUCCAUGUCUGGCUCACAGACUCAGAAUGAUGAUCUUCUGGUUGGAUUGAUUGCGUCUGCAUGCAAUAUUCCGAUUGUCGUUCCUGAGUACGAGCAUGCCGCAGUGUGCCAUGGAGCUGCAAUGUUGGGAGUCAAAGCUGCAAGUGGCAGUGAUGGAGGAGAGCCGAAGGAUUUAUGGAGCAUCAUGGGGGAAAUGAGCAGGCCUGGUCGAUGUGUGCAGCCGAGUACAGAUAUGGAUGAGCAGCGACUGUUGCAGGUCAAGUAUGAGGUGUUUCUGGAUAUGUGUAUCAAGCAGCGUGAGUACCGCAGCCUAGUUGAUGGACGGCUUAAGGGAAGGGCCUAGCUAGUUUGGUUCAUUCUCGAAAUUGGUGAGAUGAUGAAAUAGGUGCAUAUGUUAGUGUAAGG
This is a messenger RNA of Aspergillus wentii DTO 134E9, 908 nucleotides long. RefSeq lists its product as uncharacterized. Gene Ontology annotation, biological process: carbohydrate metabolic process. The record is from RefSeq and is a predicted model, not a curated record. The coding region runs from base 1 to 846 and encodes 281 amino acids. Gene Ontology annotation, molecular function: kinase activity. Lineage: Eukaryota; Fungi; Ascomycota; Eurotiomycetes; Eurotiales; Aspergillaceae. The transcript has 2 exons.